Molecule: messenger RNA, 351 nt
Organism: Rotaria socialis
Lineage: Eukaryota; Metazoa; Rotifera; Eurotatoria; Philodinida; Philodinidae
Source: the annotation of a GenBank genome assembly
AUGCGUUGGGAAUUUAAAAUUAAUAAUCCUUAUGAAAAUCGUCGUGCUGAAGGCGAACGUAUUCGUCGUGAAUAUCCUGAUCGAUGUGCAGUUAUUGUUGAACGUGCACCAAAUUCUCGUAUUCCAGAUUUGCCAUCAAAGAAAUAUUUAGUGCCUAAUGAUCUCACCGUUGGUCAAUUUUAUUUUCUGAUUCGUAAACGUAUUCAGCUUCGACCUGAGGAUGCUCUAUUUUUCUUUGUCAAUAAUACUAUUCCGAGUACAUCGAUGACAAUGGGUGCUCUUUACAAAGAACAUGCGGAUGAAGAUAAAUUUCUCUAUGUAGUUUAUAGUGACGAAUCAAUUUAUGGAUAA